Molecule: messenger RNA, 691 nt
Organism: Patiria miniata (bat star)
Lineage: Eukaryota; Metazoa; Echinodermata; Asteroidea; Valvatida; Asterinidae
Product: perlucin-like protein
Exons: 2
Coding region: 40-516 (158 amino acids)
Biological process (GO): biological process involved in interspecies interaction between organisms
Cellular component (GO): external side of plasma membrane
Molecular function (GO): carbohydrate binding
Source: RefSeq, a predicted model, not a curated record
UACCACACUGGUGAGGUUUGCCAACACAUCACACCAGAGAUGGCGAGACUGCUCCUGGUAACGUUCUUCCUUGCGACUUCGGCAGCGAUUGUAAGCGCCGAAUGUCCCGGUGGCUAUAUUCAGAGAGAAAGCGGUAACUGCUAUAGGGCGUGGCAGGAACAAAAGCACUCGUGUUACUACGCGCGAAACCGCUGCGAAGAAGAAGGAGGUUGGUUGGUCACUAUCCGAAACUAUGAUGACCAGGUCUGGGUCAACAACUUCUACAGACAGCACAAGGGGGGCCCGUGCGGGGAUAAAUAUUGGAUUGGUGCAAACGACGUAUCGGAGGAGGGGCAUUUCAGGUGGCAGCAGGAUGACAGUGACGUCGAGUUCACCCGUUGGACAGGAGGCCAACCGGACAAUUACUACAACGAAGAUUGCGUAGUUGUCAACAGCAACAACAUGAGCUGGUACGAUAAGUGGCGCAAGGACGUGUUCUUCUGCUUCGUUUGCGAAAUGUUCCCAAGAUCUUGUUAGAGGAACCCAUCGGUUUACAAACCUCUACCCCAUGCACGGUAGCUGAAACCUGAUAUUUAAGAACAUGUCCAGCUAAAGAGUGUUCAGUUGACCUAGACCUACGAAAAAAUUAUUAAAGGGAAUGUACAUCAUUGGUUUUUGCUGUAAUUUUCAGAAAUGAACUAUUUGAGGAGUU